This is a messenger RNA of Priapulus caudatus, 2232 nucleotides long. RefSeq names its product probable G-protein coupled receptor 135. The coding region runs from base 14 to 1189 and encodes 391 amino acids. The record is from RefSeq and is a predicted model, not a curated record. NCBI's taxonomy places the organism in Eukaryota, Metazoa, Priapulida, Priapulimorpha, Priapulimorphida, Priapulidae. Gene Ontology annotation, biological process: G protein-coupled receptor signaling pathway. Gene Ontology annotation, cellular component: membrane. Gene Ontology annotation, molecular function: G protein-coupled receptor activity. The transcript has a single exon.
AGCAGGACUAGAGAUGGACGAGAACGCAGCAAUCAUGAGUAUUUACGGCGGACCCGAACCGAACGUCACGCAAUGGCCGCCCGACGACAGUGACGAAAUCCCCGCUUCUGCUUACGUCAUCAUGGCCGCGCAGACGAUGACGCUGGCGGUGAUCGAGAUUCUGUCGCUAGUCGGCAACGCCAUCGUCGUCUACAUCAUCGUCAACCACAGCCAGCUGUGGACGGCGACGAACGCCAUCAUCGCGUCGCUGUCCACCAGCGACCUCUUGCGGACGCUGCUGUGCACUACUUUCGCAUUCCCCGUCAUCAUCACUAAACGCUGGUCGCUAGGCAACGGCCUGUGCCUCGCCAAUGGCGCGCUGAAUCUGUUCUUCGGCAUCGCGUCGACGCUGAUGGUGAUGUUGAUCGCUGUCGACAGACUGUGCGUGCUCGUACGAGCGACGGACGUCAACCGCAUGAAGCGAUACGUGUUCGCGCUCGUCGCCACCUGUUGGCUGUUUUCGUUACUAUUCAGCGUCCCGUGGCACGCGAUGUCCGGUCCGCAGCCGAAAUCGUACUACCGCGACGGCCACUACCACUGCAUGUACGUGUUCAGCGCGCACGACUCGUACGAGGGCGUCGCCUACAGCGUUGUUGUCGUCGUCGUCUGCUUUCUGGCGCCGUGCAUCGUCAUGGCGACGUGCUGCGUCGUCAUGUGGCGCACGUUUCGGCGCAACCUCAUACAGGUGCGUCCCGUAGCGCUCAGCACUCGUCUGCUGCGAUUCCAGGGCGAGAUACACACGGCGACGACUGUCCUAGUUAUGAUCAGCGUCUACGUCAGCUGCUGGACGCCGUACUGCGUCAUGACGCUGCUCAGCGUCGUCGUCGGCAUGCCGAUAUCGCCGACGAUGGACAACGUCGCCGCGUGGCUGGCGUGGGCCGACGCAGCCGUCAAUCCGAUCAUCUACGCCGUGAGGAACCCGAACAUGUCCGAACUGAUGAACCUGCCGCGUUGCAGCGCCAAUCUCUACGACGACCGCACGUCGGGGCGCGACGCAGCAGCGAGGACGCCGCCUGACGACGCGGCCGACGACCGCGGCAGAAGCAGCGCCCUCUCGUGGGUGAACGUGACGGCGGAUUACAUUUUCGUGAUGGCGGCGAAUCGUAAGGGAUCCGAUCUAUCAACGACGACGAUAGCGACGACGAUUUAACGCGUCGCUGCUGUUUGCUGCUGUUUUCGUUCUGCUGCUGGCGAUGCCGCGUCUGUCGUCAUCACGAUCAGCUGCGUUUCACAUCUGCUGUUUUUGCGUUGCGGCUUGCGUGGAUCCUUCGGAUCGAAUGCUGUGCACGAAACGUGUCGUUUUACUCGAUUCCGUUUCUUCUUUCCACCUGUUCGCAAUUCCGACGUUUUUGUUUGUCUUUGCGCGCAGUACAUUGCUGCGAGGCCUUCUCGCUAUGAAACGUGAACGUGAACUAUGAAAACGCGAAGCGAUUUUACGAAUAAAUCACGUUAGGCAGUUUUUUCCCUGACGGCAGUCAAGAAACGAUGCCCUAUAAGUUAGACUCGGGCAUUAUAUGAAUUUAUAUAUUUUAUGAAAUGGCAGGUGCCAUCGGAAGCGUGCAUCGCGUUCUAAAGAGCCUGUCAGCGUGCGCGAAUGUAUUUCUCCACCCACAUUCACCACAAAAGCCUAGCAUCACUACGCUAAUGUUAUUACUAUGCAUUUCGUAAGCAGUGUUCCGUCCAUAACCCGCUAAUGCAGUUGCUGAGUUACUUUUUAGAAGAAAUACUUAGCCAUCGUUUUUGUUCGUCGCGGGAUGGUCGUUUUUGUCUCAAAUAAUGCAUAUAGAUGAGUUAGUUGGCCGACAAGUUUACAGUGUUUGACUGAAAUUCAACCUACGUUAACUAACCAACCAAGUCUUUUUUCUUUGUCGUGGUGUGGUCGUAUCUGAAUGUCUAUGAGUUAAUAAUCGCAGAGAGUACCCGUGUUGAUGAUUCUGACUUUACUACAUCCACUUAUAGUGUUUAUAGACAGUGGUUCGAGUGAUUCGGAGAUGCAUACCUGUAAACAAAUGGAAAUUAUUAAGGCGGCCAACCGCCAAUUCCAGUUACCGUUUUACCCACAUUAUAUCAAUUUGUUUUGAAUUAUGACCAUCUGUAAUAGUUCCAGGGAAGUUGACGGACGCAGGUAUAUUUGUCGGUGUACUAUUUUACAAUUGAAAUCACAAGUAGAUUGAUCAUAAAUACUACUACUAC